Messenger RNA from Lodderomyces beijingensis, 867 nucleotides. NCBI's taxonomy places the organism in Eukaryota, Fungi, Ascomycota, Pichiomycetes, Serinales, Debaryomycetaceae. The record is from the annotation of a GenBank genome assembly.
AUGAGUUUGGAGUUUAUACUAGGUGAUGCAGCUUAUUUGGAGGCUCAAAGAUCCUUGCGAGCUUUAAAGAAACACCACAAGGACGCGGAGGAACCACUGCCGUCCCCCAUCUACCUCACCAUCAACGUCAAAAUCAAGCUCGCUAGAGAGAAAGAUUAUCGGCCACGAGUCGUUCCAAUUACCCACAAGUUGGACAAGGUUUCAAACAAGGCGAUUCUGCUCAUUACAAAAGACCCAUCUACCAUUUAUCGUGACUCGUUAUCGGCGCAAAAUGCCCCGACGGAAGACUCAUUCAACGAAAUCAUCUCGCUCAAGAAGCUCAAAUCGAUGUCGAGGUCCACCAAGUCGCUAGUGAAACUCUACAAGGAGAACGAUCUCCUCGUGGCGGACCACAGGAUCCACAAGUUUCUCCCUGAUAUUUUGGGAACGACGUUUUAUCUCAAGAAGAAGAAGAUCCCGUUUAUGAUCCAAAUGGCGAGGCCCCGUGCGGCACAGCAAGCCGAAUUGCGAAAAUCAAAACAGAGCAAGUUGAAAGACGAUCGAUGCGAUUCCAAAUACGUUCAAGCGCAAUUGGAAUCCAUCGUGGGCAACACUUCGUAUCUACCCACGUUGAAUGCCGGCGAUGUCAUCUCGUUGAAAGUGGGGUACACCGACUGGCCAGUAGACAAGGUGGCGACAAAUAUCCAUGAUGUCAUCAGCUACCUCGUCGACGAGAAGUACCGGCCCGUUGGCGGCGUGUUGAACUUGGAGAAUUUGGGCAAUGUGCAUCUUCGAAGUGGCGAUAGUAUAAGUUUGCCUGUGCGGCUCGAGUCGGAUGAGACGGCGGAUGGUGAGGAGGCGAGUGACGAUAGCGACUAUGACUUUUAG